AUGCAGCUGCCGCCAGUGUCGGUCGUACUGAGCUGGCCGACUCCCAACUAUGAUGACCCAGUAACACGAGGGCCAGCACUUGUCAUAGUCAACGCGAUCUUCAUAACGCUAACACUCUUGAUUUUGUUCGCGAUAGGCCUCACAAUUGUUGUCCUCUUAGCUAACAAGUCGUACGGAUGGGACAGACAUGUUUGGGACAUACCAGUCUCAAAGUUUGUUCCAACAUCCAAGAUUGCCAUGGCGGCCAAGGUAGUCUUCACAGCGGCAGCAACCUUCACAAGGCUCUCUCUCCACUGCUUCUACUACCGGCUGGUCUCUGAUUCAGGGAAAUUAUGGUUCAGGUGGCUGGUCCACUUCAACGUUUUCUACACAAUCAGCAUCUUUGUGUCAUUUACUUGCAUUGCGAUAUUCUUUUGCAUACCCAUUAGCAAUUACUGGAAGCUUGGCGCGCCACCAGAGACUUGCUUGGAUGAAGGAAGCGUAACUCUAAUUGUUGGGAUAAUCAAUUGUGUUGCAGAUCUUCUGACGACAGUGACACCUAUCCCUCUGGUGCUAGGCCUACAAAUGCCGCUCUAUCAGCGCCUAGGCGUGGCCUUUUUCUUUGGCAUGGGUUUCAUAGUGACUGGCGCUGGCAUUGUGCGAACUUGGUUCAUAUAUCGAAGUCUUUACAAAGAGUGGGAUCAAACAUGGUAUGCAUAUCCACUAUGGAUUGCGGCUGCCGUGGAGAUUGAUCUGGGAGUAAUGUGCGCGUCAGCUCCCGUUCUCAAGCCAUUGCUUGCGAAGAUACCUUGGAGUCUCUCCGGAGCACUGACAGGAGGCCUAUCUUUCAAGAAAUCGUCACUUGGCACCUCCAAAACGCUUACGGGCGGUCAAUCGGCAGCCUUUAUGUCAAACAGAAGAUCCGCCGCUCCCCAAAGCGUGCCAGAGCUCAUGUAUGACAAAGGUCAUAGUUACGAGAUGAAAAACUGGGAAGAUGCGGGACCAAAACAGACGAACACCGAUUUAGAAAGAGGCAACCAAGAGACGGGUCCUAAAGACGAGGAAAGGCCAAAGAAUGGCAUGAUGCGCUGGCUACAAAAACUUCGACCGAACUGCACGGCGACAAACAAUAGCAGGGAUAUGACUAUUACCUUGACUAGCCAGGUGGAGCUAAAGAGCGAACCUGCAGCAUCGCGCGCUGGUCCUGCGAGCCGAUACAGGUCGUUUCACGAGAACCAUAUGCCGCUGCCACCACGGAGACCUGAACGAGCUACGCCGACCGACGACCGAAUAACAAAAUACGAUGGUUGGAUAUGA
Bipolaris oryzae ATCC 44560 is the source of this 1296-nucleotide messenger RNA. RefSeq lists its product as uncharacterized. Bases 1 to 1296 code for a protein of 431 amino acids. The transcript has 6 exons. Lineage: Eukaryota; Fungi; Ascomycota; Dothideomycetes; Pleosporales; Pleosporaceae. The record is from RefSeq and is a predicted model, not a curated record.